GCCGGGACGUUAUACUGCCCAUUGGUGAGCUCUGAUAGACGUGAGGCCCAUGAUAAUCGUUUCGUUUCAAGAAUGGCGAUACAUAUACUGUCCUAGACGCCGUUGACUUUAACCCCGAUUCCUCCUUCUGAUCCUUUUGAAAUUUUACGAUUCUUUCAUGUCAGAUUGAAUUUGGUUUUUGCUGCAAUUCUGCUUUAUUGUUAUCUCGGUUCAUAAGAUUUCCUCUGGACUUGUUUCGGCUCAUAGAAGAUACCCCCGGCAACGGGAAAGCAAGCAGUCUUGCAAGUAUUCUUGUACUGCCCGAGUCCUCAAUUGACAUCCCCGCCCUUGUACUAGGCAGUAUGGCUACGACCCCCCUAACAGCCAUCAACACUCGGCUGGAUAUGUACCAAAGAGGUUUCGUGAAUCAACCGCGAGAUACUCUUCUCGGUUUCAAAGAAACACAGCAUCGUCCUGAGAGACCCUUAUCGUCCGCAACUGUAUUCGAUACUGACUUCGAGGAUGAUGUAAGCGAUGGUGAGGAAUUCGAAGACCGCCAGGAUACCCCACGAUAUGUAGAAGAGGCUCCAUAUGGUUCGGAUUUCGAGGAAGACUUGGACUACUCACGUCUGAGUUAUAGAUCAGGAGGUCGAGCGAGUGAAACUACAUUAUCCUCCUACGAAGAAGUAUUUACACCCACCUCGGCCACCAAUGAAUUCCAAUCCUUCAACUUCGACUUGGGCCCGAAAAAGCCGGUCGAGGGACCCCGGGGACCACAUUUGUUCCGCAGUUCUGUUUCCUCGUCGCUGGAUAUCCCGGAUCAAUAUGUUUUGGAAAUGUCACCAAUAAGUCCACAGCCAUCGAUACUCACACCGCGACACCAAAUCACCCCGCCUACACCAAUCUCACCAGAUAGUCCUACGAGGCGCCAAAGAUUGUCUCUAUUGACCGAAAAUAUCGCGAAUCUGAACCUGAACGAUAUCACUCACUGGACGCCGCGCCAGGUCGCAAGAUGGAUGCACGAUGCAGGCUUCGAAUGGUCGAUUGUUGAAAAAUUCGAGGAAAAUGACAUUUCUGGUGCGAUUCUGACCACUCUUAAAUUCGAGGAUCUCCGAGAAUUGGGCAUCUCAUCAUUUGGACAACGAACAAAAGUUUGGAACGAGAUUCACAUCUUGCGAGGAAGUGCUCCAAGUACACCCAAGCCAAUUACCCCCAUCGAAGAAACUUCUCCAGCUACAGAAUUCCGUUUGAGAAGAGAUAUAUCGGAAAGAGGUAGACAAGAGAAUUAUUUGAAUAAUCAAGAGCGAGGUCAAUCUCGAAGGCGCAAGGCUUCAAAAAGAGCACAUAAACACGAGACUGUUUUGCCUUUAGAAUCUAUUUCAAUUGUGGGCAUCGAACAACUUAUGCCGAAACCACACAAAUGCUCAAAGGGAGAAAAUUGUUCGAAGUGGAGGAAGCAACAACGGUUGAUCGCUGCUUUCAAUAAAGAUCAUCCGAUCAGUCCCGAAGAAGGAGGCUCGCUACUUAUUGCUGGAGAUCCAGGAAAUGCUCUUACAGCUCGUCCAAUCUCCGAUGCAGUGCCUUCGGUUGUUGCAUCUUCAGAUGUUCUUGGUCCCGGCUCCACUCCUGCCCUUCGUUAUCUGGAAGAGGAGAAUCUUAGAAAUGUUGGAUUGCGUGAUCCUCAAGAUAAUGUGAAGCAAUUCAUCAGAUUCCAGCAUCUCGCACCCAACCAAUCAUCCGAACAGCCUCCAACCCCUCCAUAUGAAAUGUUUCCACCACUAAAAGGGCCUAUUGCAGGGCUCAGGGGUUUGCCUAAACUUUCUAUUCCUCCACCUCGUCCUGAACAACCCAUUAGAUCCCAGAGUGCCAAUGGAUAUGGUCCUUGCAGUGCAACUGCUGUGCCAAACAGCGCAGUCGCGUUUUCACCUUAUCACAUGGACCGCGCAGAAGCUCUCUCUCCAGAGCUCCGCAACGAAACCCGCUCUCCUUCGGUCUAUCGAUUUGGUACCCCUUUUUCCGAGAUGGACGUGCCUGUUACCGCCGUACCCAUGAGUCCUGUCGCAAGAGAGGCUUCCCAGUCCGUCCCACCUAAUAUGACCUACCGCCCAAUCACCAACACAGCUACUAACGGCUCGAUGGCCAACUCCCUUCAACGCAGUCUUUCUCGUAUCUCCAACCGUCGUCCCUCACUUCUUCCCCGCGUUGAUGAAUAUCGAGCUACUCAACCAACCCAGCCUUCCCAGCCAGCCCAGGUCCAGAUCCUUCCCAAUGAACCGGCCUACACAUUUCCAGAAGGUUCAAACACCUCCAGGGAUUUUACACACCCAUCGGGUAUCGCAACCUCUAUCCGCGCCUACUCUACAACCGAUCCGUGGGCUCAGUUCGGCGGCCCAAAUCCCAAUCCAGCUCACAGCACCACAUCAAUACCCCUACCACCCCAUUCCUCCUCCACAUCUUCUUCCAACGCCUCUUCCCCAGAGAAAGAAACGCCUUCCUAUGCUGGCUGGAUGAAAAAGCGUCGCACCAAGAUGCUUCGUCACGAAUGGCACGAACACCACUUUACACUCCGCGGCACCACUCUCGCCAUGCACAAAGAUGCUCGCGCGCUGGAGGUUCUAGAAUACAUCGAUGUUGACGAUUACGCCAUCGCGUGUUCAUCUCUCGCCUCCUCUUCUAAACUCAACGCGGCGUUUAAACGAGUUAAUAUUGCGAUGGGACGCGGUAACGAUCGGGAUAAGAAAGUCGACGUUUUUGCUUUCCAAUUAAUCCCGCAGGCGAUUGAAAAGGGUGUGAGGUUGAGAAAGAGAGACAGCUUGAUGCCGAGUGGCAUGGCGAAUGCAGCAGCGAAUAACAAAACUCAUUAUUUUGCGGUGAGGAGUAGAGAUGAGAGGAUCGAUUGGAUGAGAGAGUUGAUGUUGGCGAAGGCGUUGAAACAGAAGAGUGAGGGGUAUGAGGUUAAUGUUAAUGGGAGUAUGAUUUAGAGCGUGGUGGAUUAUGACUUGAUGACUUGUUUGAUGAAUGGGUGGAUGGAUGGAUGGGCGGGGUUUGAUACCACAUUUUGAUUUGAUGAUGACCUUUUUUAUGAAUACCUUCUGUGAAUAGUGGAGUUUGGGCGAGAUUUCCUUUCUUUGUUGUAUCGAGACCUAUUCUUCUUCAAUCUUCCUCUCUUUUCUCUUUUUUUCGAUUCGUUUAGAUUGGCCCAAUAUCUCAUUUUUCAUGUCCUUCCUUCUCUCUUCUUUCAACGAAUACUCCGAGAGCAAUCUCCUUUCUGGGAAGGCGGCAUUGAUAUGGAGUUUCUUUUCCCCUUUUAGAUUGAAAACAUUAUCUCUUACUUCUUUUCUUUUCUUUUCCUUCUUUCAGUACAAUUUUGAGCAGCAAGCAAUUUGGUGUUGGCGAGACAGAGGAUCGGAAAAGUCAAUGAAUGGUAAACAGAAAGAUGGAUGGAUGAAUGGAAAAGAAUUACAUAAUUGUCGAGAGAAAUAUGAAUCUGGAUAUUCAUUUCGUUUAUAUAAUGACGGAGGUAUUUUGUUUUAUGUAGGUAGUUAGCUGGUUGGUUGUUGGUUGUUAGUUGUCAGUGGUAUUUAGGAAAUUGAAUGAUGGGCGGUUGUAUA
This is a messenger RNA of Botrytis cinerea B05.10, 3590 nucleotides long. RefSeq lists its product as hypothetical. Lineage: Eukaryota; Fungi; Ascomycota; Leotiomycetes; Helotiales; Sclerotiniaceae. The coding region runs from base 342 to 2960 and encodes 872 amino acids. The record is from RefSeq and is a predicted model, not a curated record. The transcript has 4 exons. Gene Ontology annotation, molecular function: protein binding.